CUGCGUGUAUUAAUCAUGUACCGUCUAGCAAUGAGGACAUGGUUGGCGAUAAUGAUUGUACUAUUUGGGACAAGCCUCUUCUUCGACAUCGCCUCGGCCAGUCUCACAGACGGCACCUGUAGAGGCAGAAUGGGCAAUCGUGAGAUCUACAAGAAAGUUGAUCGUGUUUGUGAAGACUGUGCUAACAUCUUCCGAUUGCCAGGAUUGGAAGGAUUGUGUAGAGAUCGGUGCUUUUACAACGAAUGGUUUCUGCUUUGUCUGAAGGCUGCCAACAGGGAGGACGAGAUCGAAAAUUUCAGAGUAUGGGUCAGCAUCCUAAAUGCUUGAGACUUGAGGCUGAAUCCGGAAGGACCCAAUCCUUUUGCCAAGCCUCCUUCACACCCACGACACUCGGCAACCAAGGAUACUUAUCAUUACAUUACAAUGUUUUGGUUUUCUGUUACUAUAAUGGUACUCUUAAAAGAGUUUACAAGGCCUGUUGGUCAUGUAAUGUAUCUAUAAUGUUUGUUUGCGAUAUCAUUAUCUAGAUACCCUGCUUAUUUUUCAAUUCAUUUAAUGCAUUGAUUUGAACUUGGAAGUUAAACCAAAUUAAAAUCUCUUGUGUAUUC
Messenger RNA from Penaeus monodon (black tiger shrimp), 608 nucleotides. Its product is annotated as molt-inhibiting hormone-like. Gene Ontology annotation, cellular component: extracellular region. NCBI's taxonomy places the organism in Eukaryota, Metazoa, Arthropoda, Malacostraca, Decapoda, Penaeidae. The record is from RefSeq and is a predicted model, not a curated record. Gene Ontology annotation, biological process: circadian rhythm. Gene Ontology annotation, molecular function: neuropeptide hormone activity.